AUAAAUACCAGCUGUCAAUUACAUACGAACAAAUUUUCACUUGUUUUUUCAAUCUAGAAUGUCGGCAAGCAAGACAGAAUGGUACAAGGACCAAUUCCUAAUCUCCACAUCCCAGGAUUUGCUCCAGAUCGAUGUUAUAACUAAGGCGUUCAAUGCGGACUACAUGUACUGGACCAAUGGCAUGCCCGAAGACAGAAUGAAGAAGAUGCUGUCCAAGUCUCUUUGUUUCGGCGUCUAUAUGCUACCCGAAUCCUCCUCCGAUAUCGCGGGCCGUGGUUCCCUUACCCAGAUUGGCCUCGGCCGUCUCGUGACGGACGAAUCCAGCUUUGCCUACCUCACGGACGUCUUCAUCAUCCCCGAACAUCAGGCGAGUGGCCUAGGCCGAUGGCUGAUGGAAUGUAUCAACGAAACCCUAGAUUCGUGGCCCGAUCUCCGCCGCGCAAUGCUGUUUACGAAGGGUGAACCUCGCAUAAAGUUUUACAAAAAGACGAUGGAGAUGGCGGUAUUUGAACCCACCGCUAAUGGAUUGGUUAUUAUGCAUAAGGAUGGCCGUGGGAGUCCAUAUAAAGAAGUCUGAUGUAAACAGAAGCGAUUUCGCAAGUGGAAUAGAAAAUGAU
Molecule: messenger RNA, 617 nt
Organism: Pseudogymnoascus destructans
Lineage: Eukaryota; Fungi; Ascomycota; Leotiomycetes; Thelebolales; Thelebolaceae
Exons: 2
Coding region: 59-577 (172 amino acids)
Molecular function (GO): acyltransferase activity, transferring groups other than amino-acyl groups
Source: RefSeq, a predicted model, not a curated record